Molecule: messenger RNA, 1014 nt
Organism: Hibiscus syriacus
Lineage: Eukaryota; Viridiplantae; Streptophyta; Magnoliopsida; Malvales; Malvaceae
Product: proliferating cell nuclear antigen-like
Exons: 1
Coding region: 1-942 (313 amino acids)
Biological process (GO): regulation of DNA replication
Molecular function (GO): DNA binding; DNA polymerase processivity factor activity; ATP binding
Source: RefSeq, a predicted model, not a curated record
AUGGGCAUCACAAAGUUCCUUGGCCUUGAAACCCCUUUCUCUGUGCUCUAUGGCAGUGAAAUAUUCUCUCUGGAAAUGUUGAAAACAGAAGCUCUAAUGCAAGCGUUUCGAAAGUCCAUCGGCGUAAGAGUCAAGGAAGAAAUCGAAGUGAUCGAAGGCGAAGUUUUUGAAAUCCAAAUAGACGGUCCGGCAGUUUCUGGGGCGGCUUCAAAAACUGGGAAAUUGACUCUUAAAACGACGGAUAUGGAUACAAUUUAUGAUUUAGGGGCGAAGAUGAUCGAGGCAUUAGGGAAAGAGAAAGUGCAGAGUGGGGAUGUGAACUUCGACUGUUCGGCGACUGGAUUCUCGUUACAGGCGAUGGGUUCGAGCCAAGUGGCGUUGGUGGCUCUGUUGCUCAGAUCGGAAGGGUUCGAGCACUAUCGCUGCGAUAGGAACCUCUCAAUGGGGACUGUUACUUUCAUGUUCGAGAACCCAAAACAAGAUAAGAUAGCGGUUUUUGAGUUGAAGCUAAUUGAUAUUGAUGGCGAGCACCUUGGAAUUCCAGAUGUUGAAUACCAAGCUAUUGUUAUGAUGCCUUCAUCUGAGUUUGCAAGGGUUUGUAAAGAUCUUGCUAGCCUUGGUGAUACUGUUGUUAUCUCUGUAACCAAAGAAGGUGUUAAGUUUUCCACAGCUGGUGAUAUUGGGACUACAAAUAUUGUUCUCAGGCAAAACACCAGUGUAGAUAAACCAGAAGAAGCGACAAUCAUAGAGAUAAACAAUCCGGUAUUGUUGACGUUUGCAUUGAGGUACAUGAAUUCAUUUACAAAGGCUACCCUGUUGUCGAAUACAAUGUCAAUCAGCCUGUCUUCAGAACUGCCUGUUGUGGUUGAGUACAAGAUUGCUGAGAUGGGUUAUAUCAGGUUUUACUUGGCACCUAAGAUUGAAGAUGAAAUGGAUGGAUGAGACUAAUCCAUUAGCUAAUCAUGCAGUAGAUAAGUUUAGAAUAGAUAAAAGAAGGUGAAUAAGAAGAACGAA